AUGUCAUCCAACAACCACAAACUGGUGCACAACUUGUCGUCAAAGGAGCUGACGGAGGAACAAAUACAGGUGUUACGGCAUGAGGCUUCAUUCAACACAGCCGAUGCCAAACCCGUCAACAUGAUUGCAACGAUGGAAUCAAUCCUCAGCCAGAGGGAAGCGACAGACGAAACGAAGAACCUCGUUCGACACCAAAUGUCAUCCCUCCUCAUGGCUCAUAGGCCGCGCGACGUGCUUUCCAAGGUCGAGCGCGAUGCACUUAAGGAAUUCAUUGCCGACAACUAUGUCGUUAUCGGGCUUGCGGACAAGGGGCGUUCCACGGUCGUAUUAAACAGGACAGACUACAAUCAGAAAGCCAAACGUUUGUUGGAGGAUCGUCAGUUCUAUGUGUCAUGCGAAUCCAACCCCAUAAAAACGCUGACACGCGAGAUUAACGCGAUACUGUUGGCAAUGGAGGACUCGGGUUUAAUAUCGCCCACUGACCGACGCAUGGCGAGAGCGCAAGGAACGGCCCUAGCCCGAUUCUACGGUCUCCCAAAAGUACACAAAGAGGGCGCUCCUCUCCGGCCUAUCGUGCCACUAAAGGGCACUCCAACCUACGGACUGGCAAAGUGGCUGUUUCGACGUUUCACGUUUCUGGCCCUCCGAUUAGAACACCACAGUCAGCUCUUGAACACAAUUCUUAAAGAAACUUAA
Molecule: messenger RNA, 696 nt
Organism: Spirometra erinaceieuropaei
Lineage: Eukaryota; Metazoa; Platyhelminthes; Cestoda; Diphyllobothriidea; Diphyllobothriidae
Source: the annotation of a GenBank genome assembly